Lodderomyces orthopsilosis Co 90-125 is the source of this 162-nucleotide messenger RNA. RefSeq lists its product as uncharacterized. The transcript has a single exon. The record is from RefSeq and is a predicted model, not a curated record. NCBI's taxonomy places the organism in Eukaryota, Fungi, Ascomycota, Pichiomycetes, Serinales, Debaryomycetaceae. The coding region runs from base 1 to 162 and encodes 53 amino acids.
AUGCUCGCCACUCAACAACAUCAACAACCUUCAAUCAAAAUGACUGCCACUGAAAAAGAAGCUCAAAUUAUGGCUGAUAUUAAAGCUAAUGCUAGAAAAUUUGAAAAUAAAUUCGAAGGUUCAUUCUUGGGCGAUUACUUUGGAUUUGCCAUUAGGAAAUAG